CUCCAGCUCAGCUGAUCAGCGCAGUGUCGAUGUAAGGAAGUAAUUGAGUUGAACUGACUCCCUGCGCUUCAUGAAUUGAUGCAGCAAACCGCCCAACAGUGUUACCAAGUCAGAUAUAGAAAACACAGCUUGUAAAGAUGCUUUGGUUUGAGGGUUCAAUUCCUGACGCCAUCAAUUCGGCUAAACAGCGGAGCUGCGUCUUUGUCGUUGUCAUUACAGGGCAAGAUGAACAGUCAGCACAGCUGAUGUCCAGCUGGGAGGAUGACAAAGUCUCAGAAGCAGCACAGAACAGUUGUGUGGCCAUCAAAGUUGAUGCCAAGAGUGAGACAUGUGUCCAGUUCUCCCAGAUCUAUCCAGUGGUGUGCAUACCAUCUAGUUUCUUUAUUGGAGAGAAUGGGAUUCCUCUGGAGGUCAUUGCUGGCACUGUGCCCGCUGAAGAACUGAAGAAAAGAAUCAGCAGAGUUAAGCAGAUGCAUGCUCAGCAGAUUGGAGGUGAGACAGUGUUUCCAGAGUCAAGUGCUCCUGUGGAGACCAGCCCAUAUGACAACAUAGCCUCAGCUCCAGCCUCAGCCUCAGCCUCAGCCCCAGCUUCAGCCCCACCCGCUGCCUCAGCUCCAGCAUUGUCUGUUCAGCCAGGAGUAGCAACAGAACCUGUACCAGUACCAGGAGCAGGGAUAGCAUCCCUCUCGAGCACAGUGGAUUAUAGCAGUCUUUCAGCCACAGGGACUCUUGCAGAGAAUGCAUUUUCAGAAAAUGCUACUGAAUGUUCUCAGAGUGAAGAAAACCUGGAUGCUAAGGUGGAAAGGUUAACCAAGAAACUAGAGGAGAGACGAGAGCAAAGGAAGACUGGAGAGGAAGAGAAUGUGAUCAAGAAGGAAAUUGAGCGGCGGAAGGUGGGGAAGGACAUGCAAGACUUUAAGAGGAAACAGGAAGAGGAGAAGACCAAGAGACUGCUUGAGGAAAGGAACCGAGAGAGGGCUGAGGAGAAGGCUGCCAGGGCGCGGGUCAAACAGCAGAUUGCCUUGGACCGAGCUGACAGAGCAGCCCGCUAUGCCAAAACCCAGGAGGAAGAGAAGGCUGCCAAGCAGGCCCUACUGCACGCCAGACAGGCAGAGCAGGAGGUCAGGAAGGAGGCAUUACUCAGGGAGAGGAGUACCAUAGCAAGGAUACAGUUCCGCCUCCCAGACGGCUCAUCCUUCACCAACCAGUUCACCUCACAGAGCAGACUGCAGGAGGCUCGGAAUUUUGCUGCUCAGGAAGUGGGAAACCGCUACGGUAACUUCUCCCUGGCCACUAUGUUCCCUCGGCGGGAGUUUACCAGUGAAGACCUGGACAAGACUCUGCUGGAGCUGGAACUGGCUCCAAGUGCUUCCAUCGUGGUUCUGCCGUCAGGCAGACCAGCUAAUGCCGUGGUCCAGUCCUCUGGUGGCAGUAUCUGGGCAGUUUUGGGUACACUACUCUACCCUUUGCUGGCUGUGUGGAGAUUCCUCAGCUCGUUCUUGUUUGCAACUCCACCCCCUCCUGGAGCAGCAUCUAGAGGCCCCGCCCACCAGUCCAACUCUUACACCAACUCAGCGUCAGCCUCCGACAAAGCAAAGAGAGAAAUUGCUCUUGAGAAGCGCCCCAAGGACUUCAAGAAAGAUGGUAAAAUCUGCAGGCUCAGGACUCAGGAGGACAGCGAAGACGACAACAACACCUGGAACGGGAACUCCACCCAGCAGAUGUAGCUCAGUGAUAGCAGCACUCCCUUCUUCUUGCUCUCCUGGUGUGAUUAGUUCAGACUGACCAGUUCAAGGUUUCUGCUGCACUUUGGGAUGAUCCUUCUGUUUUCUUUUUCUCUUACUGUGUUCAAGGCCUACAGUAUGCCCCUGCACCUCGCUUACAUGGGUAGAUUCAAUUCUAAUCAACCUUCGGGCUUAAGCUGAGUGUUUUUGUGUUGAUGACUGAUGAUGAUUUUGUCUCAAUUCUGGGCUCACAUUACAGCAGGUUUAAGAUCCUAACAGAUUGCAAAAGUUUACACCAGCAUCCUCUCUUUUGUUUGUAGCUCAUUGUUGAACAUUCUCAAAUCCAUCAGACAGGUUUAAAAUGACCUGAGUGCCUCUGAUUAUGUGUGGCACCAAAGUAUUCAAAAAGAGCAAAUAGAGAGUCAACAGCCUGAAGAUGUAAUCUGAGCUCAGCUUUACAUUAUGUUGUGGAGUCACUGCAUUUUGGAAAGGUUUAACUUUGAAAAGUGAAUGAGAGCUAAUGACUCGUCUGGAUUGUUACCCAACAGUGGAAUUAAGAUGUUUUUGUUUUAGAUGUAUAAAAUAUUUCAUCAAACAGCUUUCAGCCACUGGCAAGAGGACAUACGUCUGUAGCUGUUGGACUUCUCCCAAGGUGUUCCCACACACACACCUUGGUAGUAUGUAUUUCUACUAGUUGACAGUGGGUGACUACUGUAGUGCUCCUCAUCCAAAAAUGAAAAUUAAAGCAGUCUGUUUUUCAAAAAUA
Molecule: messenger RNA, 2490 nt
Organism: Dicentrarchus labrax (European seabass)
Lineage: Eukaryota; Metazoa; Chordata; Actinopteri; Moronidae
Gene: ubxn4
Product: UBX domain protein 4
Exons: 13
Coding region: 138-1727 (529 amino acids)
Molecular function (GO): protein binding
Source: RefSeq, a predicted model, not a curated record